AGGGUGCAGGAGGUUUUGCCAGAUUUCAGCUCUUGGGUGAUAGCACAGGCCAAAUAUACAAUGCAGCACAUCCCAGCAAACUACGUAUGGUGGUCUCCUAUUGCAAUCCUUCUACUCCUUCUCCCAGUGCAGGUAUGGAGUCACAAGAUGAUGUGGGUCCCCACUUCAGUUUCAGUCACAGCUGGAGAUGAUGUUGAACUUUGGUGCAAAUUUCAAAAAAGUCCAUAUGUUAACCAUGACGUCAGCUGGUUUCGCUACAAGCGUUGUGAGAAUGGAUCGACUUGUAUUAACGUUAAAGAGAAAAUGAAUUACACGGACAGAAUGAAAAUAGAAAUGACAACGCAAUCGCUAAUCAUCAAACACACAGAACUGAAUGACAAAGCAUUGUAUAUGUGCACAGUGACAGCAAACAACAAGACAUAUAGGUCAUGCGGGACGUACCUAAGAGUGAGAGAAUCUGAUCCAUACUUCUUCUUAAAUUUCGGUGAAGCCACAAAGAAUAGACUCAUUACAGCUGAAGGCGUCCUUCUCCUGCUCUGUGCAGUCAUACCUGGGACCUUCCUGUUGUACAAGAAGCGUUGGGAAAAUCUGAAGACAUUGAAUAUGAAGAACCCUGAAGGAGAGAAUCUGUAUGAGGGACUGAAUCUCGAUGAAUGUUCAAUGUAUGAAGAUAUUUCUCGUGGUCUACAGGCCACCUAUGAAGAUGUGGGAAUGAUGCGUGCCUCUGACAUUCAGCUGGAAAAGCCUUGAUUUCUUGAGAGUGGAGAUCAUAGAACCUAAAAUUAGAAGAACAGAAGAGCCAUCAGGGCACUUAUGAUUACAGGGAAAUCACAGUUUAGUGAUUGGGAGAUGGAACCAAGAAUGGUAUUUCUGUAGGACAUGAAAUGUAAAUAUUUCUGAGCCAGGUGUGCAUUGCUUCUAUUAUGUGUUCCUCACAGUUCUGACCCUUAAAGUCCCAAGAAGUCUCAUUUAUUAACAUGGAUAUUGCAGUAGUGAUAAAUAUUGAUAUAUGUUCAGGUAAAUAAGCUGUCUUACAUUAAGAAGGUAUGGUUAGUAAGCUAAAUCAAAUCAGACUGUAAAUAUGCUAAUUAUGAAAAUGUAAAACCAAUCUAGAUUUUUCAACAUUCACUUGUUGCGUUAAGCCAGUGCCCAUGAAGCAGAAGUCCACAGACACUUUGUUUAGUCCUAUCAACACUUUUUCAGUACCAUGUAACUCAACACAUGCUUGACCACUCUUCCAGUCUAGUAACAUUGUACAGUUUGAUUGAUAAUAGCAAGUUUUUUUGACUACUUAGUAGCAUUUGGUAUUAUCUGAUAUGCUUUAGACAAUGCUUUAUUAACAUUGUAUAAUAUGUUUUCUCUAUCGUUGAAUAUCUGGGAUAAUGAAUUAUUUUUCUGUUUUAUAAUAUUUAAACAUUUCUAGAUAACUAAAUAGUGCACUUCAGC
Messenger RNA from Pelobates fuscus (common spadefoot toad), 1446 nucleotides. RefSeq names its product CD79a molecule (gene CD79A). Gene Ontology annotation, molecular function: transmembrane signaling receptor activity. Gene Ontology annotation, cellular component: B cell receptor complex; external side of plasma membrane; membrane. Bases 61 to 750 code for a protein of 229 amino acids. The transcript is spliced from 5 exons. Lineage: Eukaryota; Metazoa; Chordata; Amphibia; Anura; Pelobatidae. The record is from RefSeq and is a predicted model, not a curated record. Gene Ontology annotation, biological process: B cell differentiation; B cell receptor signaling pathway.